This is a messenger RNA of Didymosphaeria variabile, 1668 nucleotides long. RefSeq lists its product as uncharacterized. NCBI's taxonomy places the organism in Eukaryota, Fungi, Ascomycota, Dothideomycetes, Pleosporales, Didymosphaeriaceae. The record is from RefSeq and is a predicted model, not a curated record. Gene Ontology annotation, molecular function: transmembrane transporter activity. Gene Ontology annotation, biological process: transmembrane transport. Gene Ontology annotation, cellular component: fungal-type vacuole membrane. Bases 1 to 1668 code for a protein of 555 amino acids. The transcript has 3 exons.
AUGGCAAACCAAGCAAGAGACGAGGAGAGUCAAAAGGGUAGACCCUCAACUCUGCCCUUAUCGACUGCCUCCUCCCAGGAGACCGCGUCCGUCGAAAACGUCUCUGUGACAUCUUCGAUGGAGGACGCUUUCGAACCAAAGUGGCCUCGCUCGUGGCGGGCCUAUGCUUGCUGGCUCGGUUGCUUCUUCCUCAUGUUCAACUCGUGGGGCUUGGUCAACGCCUACGGCACUUUCUCCUCCUACUACGUCGGCAAUUCAUUACGAGACGUGGAUCAACUCGAGCUAAACCUCAUCGGCUCUACUCAAUCAUUCCUCGUUCUGCUCUUCUCAGCACCGGUGGGCAAGCUCCUGGAUGCCGGCCAUUUCCGCUAUGUCGUGGCCACGGGCACCUUCCUCGUGCCUUUUGGGCUAUUCAUGCUCUCGGUGGCUCAUCCGACAGGAGACGCUCCGGCCAGCUUUGGCUCUAUCUGGGCCACUCAAGGCCUGGUAGUUGGCUUGGGCAUGGCUUGCUUCUUCGUGUCUAGCUCUCAAAUCGCUGCUACCUGGUUUCGAAGAAGCAAGUCCCUUGCGGUAGGCGUCGUCGCCUGUGGCGCCAGUAUAGCCGGCGUGGUUUACCCUGCAAUGAUUAGAUUCCUUAUCCGAAAACUUGGUUUCAACAAUGCUGUUCGCGGCGUUGCCGGCCUCGCUGGUGUCACCUGCAUCUAUGCGCUCCUGUUUGCGACCCCCAAUCCUGCUCACGUGCAUCCCAAAUCCCAAAGCUACCGCAAACUCAGCACUUGGAUUGACAAGGAGGCUUUAAACAACAAGGCUUUCUGUUGGUUUACUGCCGCAGUGGCUUUCCUAUUUCUCGGCUUCUACCCGGUUUUCUUUAAUCUUGAAGAGUGGGCUGCAGUGUCCGGCUUAGGUACCCGCGGCGGUAGUCAAACACCCGUCCGACCAUCAGCUCCGACCACCGCACCCAUGCAAACUUACUUCAUGCUCAUGAUCAUGAACGGUGCUUCUACCAUCGGACGUCUUGCUUUCGCCUUCUUCGGCGACUAUACCGGCGCCCUCAACAUGCACAUUGCCACGCAGAUCAUAUCCUCGCUUCUCAUAUACCUCCUCUGGACGCUAGCAGGCUCUACAGCCGCUGCGAUAGCAUUCUGCGUCUUCUUCGGCAUGUUCUCUGGCUCUGUCAUCGGACUCCCGCCUGCCUCCAUGGCCAACAUCCUCAACUGCACAUACACCGAUCCUUCGACCGCGCACUUCGCGCACUCCAAGCUUGGCCAGUGGACUGGCAUGAUGUACAGCGCGGCCGCCAUCCCGGCGCUCAUCGGUCCGCUCAUUGCAGGUCACUUGGUCACCGAGUACUCCACUUACAUCACAGUCCAGCUUUGGUCUGCUACUAGCCUCAUUCUCUCAGCACUGUGUAUGAUCGUUACGAGGUGGUACCUGCCUACUGUGGAGGGCACCCAUAUCAGUACGCAUCUCUAUCGGUUCUUUGGCAAGCAUGACAGGGCAGAUGAUGCGGAGAAGAGGAGACCUAGCCGUGCGACAGUGGACUCGAAGAGGCCUCUCUCGCGAUCGACUACUCGGGUAAACAGUAAAGCUCCAUCACGGCAAAUGUCCGAGGUGAAGAUCGAGACUGCGCCUGAAGCCGCGGUUUUGGCUCCCCAGAGGGAUAUUUGA